Molecule: messenger RNA, 2790 nt
Organism: Polyodon spathula (Mississippi paddlefish)
Lineage: Eukaryota; Metazoa; Chordata; Actinopteri; Acipenseriformes; Polyodontidae
Product: PAK4-inhibitor INKA2-like
Exons: 2
Coding region: 344-1393 (349 amino acids)
Cellular component (GO): nucleus
Molecular function (GO): protein kinase binding; protein serine/threonine kinase inhibitor activity
Source: RefSeq, a predicted model, not a curated record
CAGUGCAGUUAGACUCGAGUCGCAGACGGGACCGACCCAGCGCUGCGUGGCCAGAAUAUUAAUUUCAUCAGUCAGGCGGACACGCUUUUAAACACUGACCGACCCACGGGGCACUAUAUCAAAGCGGGAAUCUCAGUGAGCCUUCAAACGCACUUUUAAUCUCACGAAUGACUUCUUUCUGAAUAAAGAAACCCGGGAAGACGAGUAGUUAGUUUUACAGUUUAACCAGCGGGAGGACUGGAAGACACGGGAAAACAAACAUCUUCAAAGAGAUUCGCUAAGCGCACCAACCGGACUGAGGCCACCUGUCUUUACAGUAUGCGAUUUUUGUCCAUUUAGAGAAAUGGCACGUCAGCUUUCCAAACCCGAAAGAAAGACCAUGGACACCUGCUUGCGACGUUUAAAACAGGAGCUGCUCUCAAUGAAGGAGUCUGGGGAUGGCCUGCAUGAUCAGAUGAACAGUAUGAUGGGAGCCCUGCAGGAGCUGAAGCUUCUCCAGCUGCAGAGUGCUCUGGAGCAGCUGCAGAUCUCCGAGAGCCAGGGCCAGCUUCCAGCCACGGAGGAAAUGAAAACCAGGCAGGAGGACUGGAGAGUCCUGAGGCCAAGCAGCUUUCAUACUCCCAGACCUGCUUCUAGUUCCCCAUCAGAGCCUGUGAGCCCCUCAAAGCACAUGCUGUGUGCAAGAGAUGAAGCCGGGGUGAUGCCUUCAAGCGAGGUCCCCAGCAGAAGCUCCCACCACGGCAGCCGUGUGUCCUCAGCGCCCAGUGAAAAUAAAUCUCCAAGUCCCAUUGGAUCAUCAGCUGUGGAUCUUCAAUCCAUCUUGCAGAAUCUUUCCAGAGAAGCCUCUGCGAUGGAUAAGGGAGCCCUAGAGAGCACGGAUGAUUCAAACGACUGGACCUCUUCUCUGAUGUGCCAGAGUCGCAACAGGCAGCCUCUCGUUUUGGGGGAUAAUAUUUUUGCUGACCUGGUUGGAAACUGGUUGGAUUUGCCAGAGCCAGAGAAAAAGGCAUUGGAGGGAGAAAGAAACGAUCAUCCUGUGAGUGUGAGCAAAUCUCAAGAGAUCAUCAAGAAGUUCUCAUGGACUGCUACUAUUUUUAAGAAGCUCCUCAGGAGUGUGCGCCCAGAUAAGGAGAGGUUGCUCAAGGAAAAGCCUGGCUGGAUGUCGCUGGAGGAACAGGGGGCAGAGAUCUCUAAAAGACCUAAAAAGACGGUGAAACAGAAGGGCAUUUUUUACCUCCCUCUCCGGGGACAUCCGCAGAGCGCUCAGAUCAAAAGCAGAAAAGUCCCACAGGCUUCAGAAGAGAAGACACCUGGCUCUUACAUCACAAGAGGACCUGAUGCAGUGGAGAAAGUGCAGCCUGGGUUUGAUUACCACACAGCUGUUUGGGUCUAAUGAAACUGCAACCUCCAGAUCUGGCAAAAAGGGAUUACUGAUUCGAUACUCCAGUCUUCCAAAUGUAUAUACUGUCAAAUACAACACUGUCACAAGAGACUACAGCACCUGUGCUUAGUCCUGGGAGCCUGGUCAAUGUUUCACACAGUGUGGGCAAUAAUAUAGUUCAGCGUGCUGGGAGAUGCAUUGCAAUGCUUACUAAUCCUUUGUGAAUUUAGUGAUCACCCCUCUCCCUGGAAAGUGCCCAUGAAUUAAGCAAAAGCAACAACGAGAUACUCGGAAGGACUUUUGUCUCAACGACCAGCACAGAAAGCCAUUCCCUCACAAUACUGCCCUCAGUAAGCUAUUGAAACCGAGUAGUUAAAGGACAUGAGGAAACACUGGCCAGUGUCAUGGCAGCUGAGUCAAUAAGGGCCUUUCCGAUGAUACUGUUUACCUUUUACAUGCUCCUUAUAUCAGUAUAAAGGGUUUUACCUUUAAGUAGUGCAGUAAAUCAACUGUCCUGCAGUCUAUUAGCUGUCCGCUGUCCGCUGUCCUGCAUGCUGUUAAUAAUGCAUUAUUCACUGGAAGUUUUUCCAAAUCAAGGUAUCCAGACUUGAAUGACAGCUCUGUUAAACUCGGGGCCCCGGUGAGAUGCAGGAAAUGGAACGGCUUGUUUGGUGUUGUCUUCUUUUCGUUCUUUGCUUCUUAAGGAGAGUUGUGGCACUACAGGAGUCCACCUGUGGUCCAGUUACAUGCUAACGGAAGGGAAGGUGAACGGAGUAAAUGUGUUCAGUGAGACACGGCAGAGACUCUGGGCUUGAGUCACUCGAGGGGUUCUGGUGUGUUACAGGCUGUUUGGAAAUCAAGACUACAGCAGAACCGGUCACAGCCCACUGAACUGGUGCCAGGACUCCAGCCCUAUUUACAACAGCUAGGAUCUAUAGCAGUCUUCUCUAAUGCUGAUUCAAUACACGUGUUUCUUCUUGUCAUCCUUUUCUUUAAUAAAGAAUCACAGCCACAGCUUUUACAAGACUUGUUGCUUGUACUACAGCCCUCAGAACCCCAGCUUCAUCGUUACAUUUAAAUAACAGAACGAGCGAGCAGGGCCCCCUUCUGCCUUUCACCUUCGCACUCUGACCUUUCACUGUUCCGACCGCUUUGGUAAGGUUCUGGAAUGACGUUCAGUCACUUCCUCUCAGGCCGAUGUAACCUUGCUGGGUAAUAUUAAUCAUAAACCUUUUCAAUGUGUUUCCCCAGACUGUUCAACAAUGUCAAAUGCUACCUUCUGCUCAAACACAGCAUAACAAACGCAUUUAAAACUGUUUUGUAAUUCAGGUUUGAUUACCUACAAAUGUAAGCACAUGAACUGUUUGUGGUACGUUUCUCUGUACUUUGUACUGUAAAUAAAAUCCGUU